Mixia osmundae IAM 14324 is the source of this 543-nucleotide messenger RNA. RefSeq lists its product as uncharacterized. The coding region runs from base 1 to 543 and encodes 180 amino acids. Lineage: Eukaryota; Fungi; Basidiomycota; Mixiomycetes; Mixiales; Mixiaceae. Gene Ontology annotation, molecular function: calcium ion binding. The transcript has 3 exons. Gene Ontology annotation, cellular component: myosin II complex. The record is from RefSeq and is a predicted model, not a curated record.
AUGAGCCUCUACCCUACCUCGAGCGCCAAAGCCAAGCGAAGGACAUAUACAAGCGGCAACACGACGUCGAGCUAUGGCAAUGGGCCUAGCCAGAACAAUCAGCAGCAGCAGCCCCAAAUAAGUGACGAGCAGAGAGCAGAGAUCAAAGAGGCUUUCGAGCUUUUCGAUCUCGACAAGGAUGGCAUGCUCGACUACCAUGAAGUCAAAGUGGCCUUUCGCGCACUCGGAUUCGAUCUCAAAAAGGCAGAAGUACUCAAGCUGCUCAGGGACCACGACGAGAACGGUCGUAGCCUCAUGAGCUUUGAAUCCUUUCAGCGCAUCACGACGGACAAGAUGCUCACGAGAGAUCCUCUGGACGAGAUUAGGAGAGCAUUCCAGCUUUUUGACGAUGACAAGACGGGCAAGAUUGAUAUUCGCAACCUGAGACGAGUAGCUAAAGAGAUUGGUGAGAAUCUUGACGACGACGAGUUAACGGCCAUGAUCGAAGAAUUUGAUUUGGAUCAAGACGGCAUGAUCAGCGAGCAAGAAUUCGUGCGUCUAUGA